This is a messenger RNA of Rhagoletis pomonella (apple maggot), 13035 nucleotides long. RefSeq names its product titin-like. NCBI's taxonomy places the organism in Eukaryota, Metazoa, Arthropoda, Insecta, Diptera, Tephritidae. The record is from RefSeq and is a predicted model, not a curated record.
GUAGAAGAACCCGUUAUCCACGUCAAGACCGAGGAAUCGCUCAAUGCCACUGAACCGCCCGCCGAUGAGACCAUCACUGUUGUCGGCGAAGAGUUUUCUUCAACAGAUGGAUACGCCAUAUCGAUCAUCAAAACAACAACGAAAAAGAUAUCAACUUUAACUACGCGUACUAAAAUAAUUAGAAUCAUCGAUGGAAAGGAGGAAAUUGUUGAGGAAGCAGAAACCACACAGAAAACGCCAAAUGAAUCGGUAGAGCAAACUAUUAGCAUCGUUGAAGGUAAAUCGGUACCGCUACCGCUGCCACAUGAGAUGCAUGAGCCAGUUGCGGAAGUCAUCAGCGUAUCCGAGGACGAACCCAAAACAGAGACCUACUCUAGAACCACUACUGAUGGUAAUAUAACCAAGACAACUACUGUAAUAAGGCGCAAAAUUGUUACGAAAAUCAUCGACGGUAAGGAAGUGCUAAUCGAAGAAGGUGAGGAUGUAAGUCCGGUUGAAAAGAUAGUCAAUGUAGUGGAAAGAGAACCGGCGUUCAAGCUGGAAACCAUGACGCUAACGCCUACUAGUGAAGAGGCUAAAGUGCCUAUUGGUACGAAUGAGCCAGCGCAAGAGCCAGUUGUCGAGUCAGUUGAUGCAGUUGUAGAAAAGAAUGUAACAACUCAUAUCACAGAUUUUCCCAAUGCUGAGAAACUGACUGCUGAACAAUCGCAAAAAACGUCAAAGAAAGAUAAGAAGGAGAAAAAGAAAAGUAAACCAGAAAAGGAGACUAAAGCAGCAACAGUAGCGCCGGUCACAGCAGUUACUGAGGAAGUAGUAGUUCCAGCAGAAUCACAGAGCGGAACUCAUAUUUUGGCUGAAGAUAAGCCUUCUGCGGUUAUCGCUACAACGGAACUAACACCGCGGCAAACUGAAACAACAGUAACCGUGACGGAGGAAACAAACAUCCCUAAACCGUUCAGCAAUGUCACAGUAGUACCCUUAAGAAAGUCACCGAAGCAAGUUGCCUUCGCAUUAGAUAUUGAUGAAAGAGAACCACUUGUUGAGUUCGCUGCGCCAACUCCCACUGAGCGCAUAGACGAUGUAAAAAGAUUGACAAAUGACUUUUUAAGCGGCGAGAAGCAAACGCAACUGUCACCGAGACUGCAAGUAACCGACUUAGACGCCGAUGCUAAAUCGAUUAACGCGAUUGUGCAGAAAGUCGCCGAAAUAACAAUUACAGAGCAACAGCCUGUAUUAGAAACCACAGAGCCCCUGAAUGAAAUAAGUGCAAUACCAAAUAGAACAGAAGAACAACCGGCAGAGGGCGCAAGCGGGGUGGUGAAAACCACCACUGUACGCAAGACGAAAUUCGUCAAGAAGAUAAUGCAGAAGAAACCAGCGUCACCAGAGUCACCGGAGCCACAGCCAACGGCGUCAGAAACAGCAGAAGACAUUGACGUGGCAGAGGAAGCGAAGGAAGAAUCGAAAAUUGAGAAAUCAGAAUCAGUUGUGCGCGAAGUCGAUGACAGUGGUGUGAUAAAGACCACCAGAGUACGUACAAUGAGCAUCAAGUCACAGAAUGUUAACGAAGCUACGGAAAUCGGUGAAGCUACGCAAGUAGUGGAAGAAAAAGAGUAUCCACCAGCACGCGUGGAGGAGGAGCAGAGCGCCAUUGUAGAUACACCUGAUGCAUACGAAAUCAGAAAUGUAUUGCCCACAACUGAAAAAUACGCCACAGAUCAAACAAUUGCCGGCGAUGUGGUUAAAACCAUACGCGUACGCAAGACAAAAACAGUUAAAAGAAUAACACAAAACGUUGAAGAAAGCAGCAGCGAAAAGAGUACGACGACGGCGAGCGAGAAUACUGCAGACGAGACAGCUGUCGUUGAGCCCACCGACGAGCAUGAAAAAGAGAACGGUGGUGUAGUAAAAACUGUGACUGUGCGUACGACAAGCUUUAUUAGACGCAUACCAUACGAUUCUGUUUCCGCCAACGUCAGCGAUGAAGCAGCGCAUACGAAAACGAGCGAAGAACAGCUACGAAACUCGCCAAUUGUUAUUGAAGAGCCUAGCGAAAGCUCAACCACUACAACGCAAACUGAUGGCGCUAUUAUAAAAACCACAACCAUACGUACAAUGCGAUUGAAUAAGACAAUUGCUUCAGAUGGCCGUAUAUUUUUGAAAGAGGUAGAUAAUCCAGAUGACGUCAUAGUAACAUCCUCAGUUGAAAUGCCCGAACAGGCUACAAUGCCGGUUGUGAAAACCAUUGACGUCAGCUCAUUGUCUGAACCUUUGCCAACAGCAUAUGCACCAACUGAAAGCAGUGACAAUGUUUAUGUACCAAGUGGUAUUGAUGAGGUUCAAAUUGUUGAUUCAGCCAAUAGCGAGCAAGUAGAAUCAAAGAAGAGUACUGUCAUUGAAGUUGUUGAUAUUGACACUAAAGUGUUACCAAAUGUUGAGGAACAGAAAGCGCACCAAACACAACAGAAAAGUAGUACGGAGACCACAAGAACCACCUCAGACCUUAUAGUUACCAAUAAGACGCUAACCACACAAUCUAACGAACAAACAACAAAAUCUACCACUACCGUUACCAAACGUACUCGACUAACCACACUACAAAGAGCUAGUUUUGAAACACAAGACGGUGAACCGCUAACGCUGGUUGACGAAAGUUAUAACGGUCUUCCCAAAUCGGGUGAAGUGCGAAAGAUUGCACUCAUAACGCAUGAAGAGACAUACAAAACCCCUAAAAUGAAAAUGCAUUUCAAUUUCCCACCAGUUACCCUACAAGUUACAGAAACAUUGACAACACAGUUGGAGAAUACAGCUCAGUCAAGCGCGGGCACAAAGGUUGUAGAGGAAGAGGUUAAGCUUGAGACAGGCACAGAAUCAAUUAUACACAAGAUAAUAGAAGAGCAGGUGACAGCGGAGGAGGUAUUAGACGAGCGCAGUAACGUGAAAGUAGAGGAAGGUGAACAGGUUUCCAGUGUGACGGUUAGUAGUGAAACCCCUCAACUGGAGGAUGUGCUGCCUACCACGGAAGCGGUGACUAGGUUAGCAGAGCCUAUUGUAAUAGAAAAAGUAGUAGAAAAGAAAGAUGAAAUUAUAGAUCAGUUAACCACAGAGAGUGUAGUAGAGAAACGCAUUACAGAAAGCAGCGAGUACAACGAGAACACUUCAUUAGCUACUAUCGUAGAAGGUGUUUCCUUAGUUACAGUGAAUAAUAUUGCCAUACCCGACAGAGCGCCCACAGCAAGCGAUACGCAAAAGGAUGAAAAGUUAGCAGAGCUCACUGUACAACAAACACAGGCUGUAGACACACCAGACUUUGUAGCAGAAAUGACAGCUGAAGAGCAAGAAUUAUUUGAGGACAUUAAGAAGAAACUCGCUAAGAAAGAUAAGAAAAAGCGACCAGCGCUACCAGAAGACUUUUUCAAACAGCAAGAGUUAGAUAGAACGGUAGAACUGCUAGCUGAAGAACGUUUAGCAAGCAAGACUAGUGAAGUAGGCGAGCAACCGGAGGCACCACAAGUAGGUAGGACUGCCGUUGAAGAAGCGCGCGUGGAACGCAUUGAAACUGAGUUUAAACAAAAUAUUUUCCUUGACUUGGUUGAGGAUAAAUCGCUUAAGAUUAGGGAAGUUAGUAAGAGUGAGGAAGCGUAUCACGAGCUAGUUGAGCGUGAGGUACCCGCACACGACGACACACCACUCGAGCCUAAGGCAGAAACUAAGGUUGAAGAAGAAGAAGUGCAAGUAGUACACACCAAAUUACCUGCAACCGCAGAACCCACUAACAAUGCUAUUGCUAAUGAAAUACCUGCUGCAAAACCUAGCGCAAGCGUGCUAAUCGAAGAAACUAGCGCCCAUACUUACAAACCUAGUGAACCCCAAAUAGUAGAAUUAUCACAGAAAGACGAAGCUAAGCCAGUUGUCGACGCACCUACUAAGGUCAUUAGUGUAGUUUCGAGUGAUAUUCCUUUGUAUUACGAUGUACCAAAAUAUGAUGUUUCUACGCUAGCACAAGCUGAGGUGAGAUACCAAACACUGCAAGAAAACGUUAAAUCACCGGAAGAUGAGGAGCCCGCUGUAAGGCACGUAAGUGAUAUAGACGAAGAAAAUUUAAUUGAAAAGGUUGCAAAGACUCAGUUAGGGGUUAAAGAAGAUGAGUUAGUUUCGAAAACCGCCGCCACCACCGUGACUACUAAGGUCACAACCUCGUCAACAAGUGAAGAAAUCGCAGACAUGCAAGCUUCGCAAGUCAAGCACGUCGAACCGAAACUCGAAUUGGCUACCGCAGUUGCGGAAGUCAAGCCAGCAGAAAUAAGCGAAUCUUUCGCACCAGCUGAAAGCAAGGAAGAGUCGAACACAGAUAAAUCUAGGCAAUCAAUUACCUCGACCACAAUUCUAACGACUGCAGUUGCUGCAACGGCAAGUGUACUAGAAAGCGUUAGCAAUUACUUCAACUACGAAACUCCGAAAUACAAUGUUGAGGCGAUUAAGCAGGCAGAGAAACACUUUUUGGACACUGUUGUGCAACAGAGUGUUGAUGAUCAAGAGAUCGUUGAAGAGAAAGCGAAAGAAAAGCUUGAAGAAGUGAAAAUAGUUGACAAACCACUUAAAAAACCAAUGCAAGAGGUUGCUGAAGUAAAGAAACUAGAAGACAAACCAAUCGAAACAUUGAAAGAAGAAGAAAAGUCUGAAGAAACAGUGUCGCAGGAAAGCUCCGCCACUAUUACUACAAUCUCUACUGUUACAGAAACAGUGGAAGUAAAGGCUUCUGAAAGCAAACCCGUUAAAGAAGUUCCACUAGCGGUCGAAGAAGAACACAUUGCAAAGGUUGAGCAAGCAAAACCAGCAGAUACUCCAGUUGAGCUUUCGGCGGAAGAAGUUGUUGAAGUGAAGACUAUUCAAGAGAACCCUGUCGAAUCAGUUAACGAAGCGCCCAAAAAGCCUGCUUAUGCUGGCCUUCCAAUUGAUGAGUCUUCCAGCAUCUGGAUGGAUGUUCUGGACGAACCCAUGGUGCUGUCAGAUGAAGAUGAGAAAUCUGAGGAAACGGUAACCCAGACCACCACUACAAUGACUACCAAAACUAGUGUUGUCACUGAAGUCGAGGAAACCAAAACUCUUGAAACCAAAACCGUGGAAGAAAUUUCUAAAACGGUCGAAGAGAAACUGUUGGAACAGGUUGGGGAAGUGAAACCGGUUGAGAUCCCAGUAGAACCUAUAGCAGAAGUUACGAAUGUGGUCGAAGAGAAACAAAUCGUAAAGGCUGAGGAAGUGCAAUCAGUUGUGGCUCCAGAUAAAGAAAUUAUCGAAGUGAAAACUAUUGAAGAGAAACCCGUGGAAAUAGUCAAAGAAGAACCCAAGAAGCCAGUUUAUGCCGGUCUUCCAAUCGACGAAUCUUCCACAACCUGGAUGGACGUUCUGGAUGAGCCUAUGGUUUUCUCUGACGAAGAAGAGAAACCUGAAGAAACUGUGUCUGAGACCACUUCAACAACUUUUACCGAAACCACUGCUGUAACCGAAGUAGAGGAAGUAGAAGCUUCUGAACCCAAGUCUGUACAAGAUGGUCCUCAAAUGGUGGAAGAGAAACUGUUCGAAAAAGUUGAGGAAGUUAAAUCUGUUGAAACUCCAGUAGAAGAAAUCAUCGCAGUGAACACUGUGGAAGAGAAACCCAUCGAACCAGUGAAGGACGAACCAAAAAAACCAGCUUAUGCCGGUCUUCCAAUAGAUGAAUCUUCCACAACUUGGAUGGACGUUUUGGAUGAGCCUAUGGUCUUCUCUGAUGAAGAAGAAAACUCUGAAGAAACUGUAACUCAGACUACCACAACAACUGUCACCAAAACCACUGUUGUAACCGAAGUAGAGGAAGUUAAGUCUUCUGAAACCAGCUCAGUAAAAGAUAUUCCUCAAGCGGUCGAACAGGAACCAUUAGAAAAGAUGGAGGAAGUGAAACCAGUUGAGACUUCAGUAGGGGGAGUUAAAACUUCUGAAACCACUUCUGUAAAAGAUAUUCCUCAAGCGGUCGAAGACAAAUCGAUCGAAAAGAUUGUGGAAGUUAAACCAGUUCAGAUUUCCGCGGAACCUGUAGAAGAAGUUCCCAAAUUGGUUGAAGAGAAACCGUUUGAAAAGGUUGAGGAAGUAAAUUCUGUUGAGAUUCCACUGGAAGAAGUUAUUGAAGUGAAGACUGUUGAAGAGAAACCCGUCGAACCUAUAAAGGAAGAACCCAAGAAACCAGCUUAUGCCGGUGUUCCAAUAGACGAAUCUUCCACAACCUGUAUAGACGUUCUAGAUGAGCCUAUAGUCUGGUCUGAUGAAGAUGACAACUCUGUAGAAACCGUGACGCAGGCUACCACAACAACAGUCACCAAAACCGCUGUUGUAACUGAAGUAAAGGAAGUUGAAGCUUCUGAAAUCAAUACUGUAAAAAAUAUUCCUCAAGCGGUCGAAGACAAAUCGAUCGAAAAAGUUGUGGAAGUUAAACCAGUUCAGAUUUCCGCGGAACCUGUAGAAGAAGUCCCCAAAUUGGUUGAAGAAAAACCGUUUGAAAAGGUUGAGGAAGUAAAAUCUGUUGAGAUUUCACUGGAAGAAGGUAUUGAAGUGAAGACCGUUGAAGAGAAACCCGUGGAACCUAUAAAGGAAGAGCCCAAGAAACCAGCUUAUGCCGGUCUUCCAAUAGACGAAUCUUCCACAACCUGGAUGGACGUUAUGGAUGAGCCUAUGGUCUUAUCUGAUGAAGAAGAAACAUCUCAAGAAACGGUGUCUCACACUACCACAACAACCACCGUUGUUAGUGAAGUAGUAGAAGUAAAGCCUGCAGAACCAAAACUUGUAGAAACAGUUUCAGUAGUGACCGAAGACAAACGGAUCGAGAAGAUCGAAGAUGUGAAGCCAGUUGAAGAAACGCCCAUUAAGCCUGCUGUGGUGUCUGAGAGUGUUAAAGAUACCGAAACUAUUGGUAUCGAUGAAAUCCAGCAUGCUCUAUCUCAGAUUACCACCAUAACCAGUUCCAUGUUUGAAGCUAUAGAGCAAAGUACUGCGGGUAUGUUAGCGGUAGAUGAGCAACCUAAACUGCCUACUGUAAUGAAUGAAGAAAACCAACCAGUUGACGACAAAACCAAGAAAGAGAAGGUUGUAUCUUUCGUGGAUGAGGUUAAAACUGAAAGUACUGUUAAGUCGGAAAAUGAAAACAGCCUUGAAAAUGUACCACUCGCGCCAGAGAUAACAGCACCUCCAGUAGAUGGUUAUGGUAAAGAGAGAAGCAUCAGCGAAAGCGACCUGCUGAUUGUGUCGAAGUGGUCCGAUAGCAAGCCAUUACCAGAAGAGAAGUCUGUUAUUGAUACGUGGUCAAGUGUGUUAGAAGAUACAACACCUGUUCAACCAAAUAUUGCAUUUACGUCCAAAUUGUCACCUAAUGCACCCGAAUUUACACCAUCCUACCUGCGCCAAACGGAUGCUGAUGAAAAUGUGGUUUUCUUAGAAAACGAAAGAAGUGUUCAUACCCAGAAAGUGCAGAAAAAAUCCAAACAACAAAAGAGAGAAGAGAAGUCGCAUAAAGAACAGCCAGAAGAGAAAAUUAGUGAGAGGCCUUCCCAACUCAAUGCCGAUGCUCCGGUAUUUAAACUUCCUGAGGAUACAAGAGACUCAAAGGCGCCGAAGGGUAAAUCCUAUGCUGAUAUCGUGUUUGGUGAGCAUUCGCAUGUAGGGGAAACGAGCACAAUUCAAGCUGUGAGUGAAGACAAGAAAGUGCCUUCCGAAAAACCAGCUGAACCUGAGGUUACACCAGUCGAGCAAGUCAAACGAAAGGAUGAGCCGCAAAAGAAAACAAAGAAAGAAAAAUGUAAGGCUGAGAAGGUAGAAAAGGUCGUAAAAAUCGUAGAAACUAUGGAGAAAGAGGUGCCAGAAAAUAUUACUGCUGAACUUGAGGAGAAGCCAGAGCCUGCCGUCUUAGAUGAACCACAGAAAGAACCUCAGAAGGAACUCGAAACUACUCGUGCACCAUUAAUGUCAUGGUCAUCUAUUGUAAAGAAACCUGGUGAAUGGGUGGAUGACAUCGUUAGUAAAACGAAGAAGGUGUUUACCGAGAGCGAGAAAAAAGCGGCUGUGGCAGAUAAGAAACCAGCUAAAGAGGUGUCAAAAGAAAAGCCAGCAGCGCCAGAAAAGGAGCGUAAGCCUAAAAAAUCCAAGAAAAAUAAAAACAGAGAUGUUUCCAUUGAACCAACCAAGCCAGAAGAAGAAGAAGAGCCCGUGUAUAAGCCGACUAAGGCAGAAGAAGUAAAGUCCACAGAAAGUGAUGAAUCCGAUGAGAUAAAAGAAAAUAGUCAGAUUCCAAUUACAUCAGAAGAAGAGACCCAUGGCGCAGUUGAAGCGCCAGCUGUGCCUGCAAACAUCGCUCCAAAACAAUCGCAGCCAGGCAUAGUAUCUUGGGCUUCACUAGUAAGCAGACCAGGCGAGUGGAUUGAUGAAACCAUUACGAAACAUAAAGCACCAUCAGAACCAUUGCCUAAGGUCGAAAAACCGAAGACUCUAAAGACAAAGGAAAAGGAAAAUAAAGAUAAGAAACCAAAAUCAAAACCUGAACGUAUUUCCAAAAAGACUGACACUCAUAUCGAAGAGCAAACUGAAUGGACUGAGGUAGUUGCUAUUACCGACGCUGUUGCGGAAAUUGAAGCAGCAGUGGCAAAGGUUGUCGAGAAGCCAGAACUACAAAUUGAAACAAAAGAACCCGUAGCGCCUCCAAACCCACAAUUCUCUUGGGCAGCUUUAGUAAAACGACCAGGCGAAUGGGUUGAUGAUAUAAAAAAACGUAAGAAGGCAGAGAAAGUAGCUGAGCCUGAGCAAAUUGUCGUUGAAGCACCAAAGAAAUCUGAAAAGUUUAAGAAACCCAAGCCUGUGAGCAAGAAAGUAAAGGAACGUACCGAAGCGCCUAAAGAAAGUACUCAAAAGGAUGUAUCACUGCCGACAACAUCUGACAGUGACUCUGAAAGAUAUGAGAAAUUGCCUGCAACAGAGUCCAAUACCUUAACUUGGGCUAAGAUAGCAAGUCAAAAGGAGGUUGAGCUUAAAGACACCGCACAACCAAAAGAAAUUGUGAGUAAGAAAGAUUUGAAACAACGAAAAGAAGUUUCACAGCCGAAAGAAAAGCCGCAAGAAACUUUGAGUACUAAACAAGCGAAACAAAUAAAAGAAAUGGCGCAGCCAAAAGAGAAGCCAGCUUCGAAACCUACGGCAACCCAAGAGGUUGAAAUAUACUCCGAUAUCCCCGCUGUUCCUACUAAGAUGUCCUGGGCUACAAUAGUUAGUCAAUCUACUACAGAUUUCAUUAGUAAUGAACGCAGUCGACCAACGUCUAAAGCGGAGAAGGUAAAAGCUAUACCACAAAAGAAACAGCCAAUUGAAAGAAUUGAGCGAGCUGUCUUUGAGAGGCCGGCGGUUGAAGCUUCGGCGCAAAAAGAGACUUUCGAUGAUUUUGAAUGGAACAAAGUCUCUGAGAGAGUUACUUCGACUUACGACCACCCCGAAGAUAAUGAUGGUUUUGCCGGGCAGAAUGAACCCAAAUCAUGGAAGGAUAUGAUUGAUGAAGACGACGACCUAUUUUCGUAUGAUGUUCCCGCUGAGGUGCAAAAGCCUACUGAAGAAGUCUUUGAAAAGACCGACGAAAAUGUGUCCAAUGUCACCUCGACCAUUACCACUACAACAACGGUCGUUAGUAAAACAAAAACUGUGGAGGAAGUUCCGCAAGCGGUCGCAGAGAAACGAAUCGAAAAGAUUGACGACGUAAAACCAGCUGAGACGAUAGUAGAAGAAGUAGUUGAAGUGGAGACUGUUGAAAAGAAACCGGUCGAGCAAGCUAAGGUUCCUGAUAUCAAACCUGUGGUGGAAAUGCCGGAAGAAGUUGAAGAGAAACCGUUGGAAAAGGUUGAGGUAGUAAAACCAAUGGAGACUUCAGUGGAAGAAGUUGUUGAAAGGAAGCCUGUUGAAGAGAAACCCGUUGAACCCCUAAAGGAAGAACCCUAUAAACCUGCAUAUGCUGGUCUUCCAAUCGACGAAUCUACAACCACCUGGAUGACUGUUCUGGAUGAGCCUAUGUUCUUGUCUGAUGAAGAGGAAAACUCUGCAGAAACAGUGACUUCGACAAACACAACAACUACUAUUACAACCACUGUUGUAAGUGAAACAAAGAAAGAUAAAGAAUCCGAAAGCAAACCAUUCGAAGAAGUUCCCCAAGUGGUCAAUGAGAAAUCAAUCGAGAAGUUUGAACAAAUUGAACCAGUUAAGAGUCCAGUUGAACCUAUAGAAAAUGUUCCGAAAGUGGUUGAAGAGAAAGCAAUUGUAAUCGAAGAAGUUCUGCAAGUAGCCAAAGAAACACCAAAAGAAAAUGUUGAAAAAGAGAAGCCAGUUGACAGCGCGGUGGAUGAAGUUGUGGAAGUAAGGACUGUUGUAGAGAAACCAGUCGAACCAGCGAAGGAAGAACCCAAGAAACCUGCAUACGAGGGUCUUCCUAUUGAUGAGUCUUCCAGCACCUGGAUGGAUGUGCUGGACCACGAAGAAGAAAAAGCUGAAAACGCAGUGUCACAUACAACCACGACAGCUACUACUGCGACCACCAUUGUCACUAAAAUAUUGGGUGUAAAGACUCCUGAAACCAGACCAGUCGAAACAGCUCCGCAAGUAGUUGAAGAUACACCGAUCGUAAAGAUUGAAGAAGUUAUUGAGUUUAAGCCUCUGGAAGACAAACCCGUUGAACCAGCUAAGGAAGAACCCAAGAAACCUACUUAUGCCGGUCUUCCUAUCGAUGAGUCUUCAAGCACCUGGAUGGGUGUGCUAGACGAACCUAUGUUCUUAUCUGACGAAGAAGAAGCAUCUCAAGAAACAGUAUCUGAGACCACCGCGAUAGUUACUAAUAUAUCCACCAUUGCUACUGAGGCAGUGGAAGUAAAGACUCCUGAAACCAAACCUGUCGAAACACCUCCGCAAGUAGUUGAAGAUACACCGAUCGAAAGGGUUGAAGAAGUUAUUGAGGUUAAGGCCGUGGAAGAGAAACCGGUCGAGCCAGUGAAGAAGAACCCAAAAAAACCUGCUUAUGCCGGUCUUCCAAUCGACGAAUCUUCCAGCACCUGGAUGGAUGUUCUGGACGAACCUAUGUUCUUAUCUCACGAAGAAGAUGCAUCUCAAGAUACAGUGUCUCAGACCACCGUGAGAGUUACUACUACGUCUACCAUUGUCACUGAAGCAGUGGAUAUAAAGGUUCUUGAAACCAACUCACUCGAGACAGCUCCGCAAGUAGUUGAAGAGAAACCGAUCGUAAAUAUUGAAGAAGUUAUUGAGUUUAAGUCUCUGGAAGACAAACCCGUUGAACCAGUUAAGGAAGAACCCAAGAAACCUGCUUAUGCCGGUCUUCCUAUCGAUGAGUCUUCAAGCACCUGGAUGGGUGUGCUAGACGAACCUAUGUUCUUAUCUGACGAAGAAGAAGCAUCUCAAGAAACAGUAUCUGAGACCACCGCGAUAGUUACUAAUACAUCCACCAUUGCUACUGAGGCAGUGGAAGUAAAGACUCCUGAAACCAAACCUGUCGAAACACCUCCGCAAGUAGUUGAAGAUACACCGAUCGAAAAGGUUGAAGAAGUUAUUGAGGUUAAGGCCGUGGAAGAGAAACCUGUCGAGCCAGUGAAGGAAGAACCCAAAAAACCUGCUUAUGCUGGUCUUCCAAUCGACGAAUCUUCCAGCACCUGGAUGGAUGUUCUGGACGAACCUAUGUUCUUAUCUGACGAAGAAGAUGCAUCUCAAGAUACAGUGUCUCAGACCACCGUGACAGUUACUACUACGUCUACCAUUGUCACUGAAGCAGUGGAUGUAAAGGCUCUUGAAACCAACUCAAUCGAGACAGCUCCGCAAGAAUUUGAAGAGAAACCGAUCGUAAAUAUUGAAGAAGUUAUUGAGUUUAAGUCUCUGGAAUACAAACCCGUUGAACCAGUUAAGGAAGAACCCAAGAAACCUGCUUAUGCCGGUCUUCCUAUCGAUGAGUCUUCAAGCACCUGGGCGGGUGUGCUAGACGAACCUAUGUUCUUAUCUGACGAAGAAGAAGCAUCUCAAGAAACAGCGUCUCAGACCACCACGACAGCUACUGCUACCAUUGUUACUGAAACAGUGGAAGUAGAGGCUCUUGAAACCAACUCAAUCGAGACAGCUCCGCAAGUAGUUGAAGAGAAACCGAUCGUAAAGAUUGAAGAAGUUAUUGAGGUUAAGGCUCUGGAAGAGAAACCCGUUGAACCAGUGAAGGAGGAAGCCAAGAAACCUGCUUAUGCCGGUCUUCCUAUUGAUGAGUCUUCCAGCACCUGGAUGGAUGUUCCGGACGAGCCUAUAGUCUUAUCUGACGAAGAAGAUAAACCAGAAGAACGAGUGUCUCAGAUCACCUCAACAACUACGACAACCACUGUUGUUACUAGAGCAGUGGAAGUAAAGGUUCCCGAAACGAAAUCCGUCGAAGACGUCACUCAAGUGGUUGAAGAGAAACCCAUCAAAACGGUCGAAGAGGUGCAGACACCUGAGACUCUGGUGGAAGCAACUGUGGAGGUGAAGACUGUUGAUGACAAACUCAUCGAACCAACACCCACUUCUUCAGCUGUGGUAGUUACUGAUAAAGUUGUAAAUAAACCAUCCAAAAAGUUAGAAGAAUUUAAGCACGAAGCUACCACUGUGGAGGUCAAAAUAUCCGAAGUUAAACCCCCUGUGUCAAUCUCAAGUUGGGUUGAUAUUGUUUCCGAUACCAUUGAGCAAGGAAAGCCUUUGAAAGCAGAUAAAUUGAAAAAGAAAAAGACCGGAAAAGAAAAGGUUGAGGCGCUUCAGGAAGAUGAGCUACCUAUACGAAGCGAUACUCAUAAAAACGUUACCUUCAUUGAUGAGGAAAGAAAAGAUUCGACUUUGUCAUCAGUCCAAGUUGUGAGGAAACCGGUUCCAAAGGAAUUGGAUGUGCCUAAACCGACUGUGUUGCCAGGCUUUUCAUGGUCUGAUGUUGUAAGGCAAAACAACCAAGAAUUACCUAAACAGACGACC